Messenger RNA from Fundulus heteroclitus (mummichog), 1661 nucleotides. It is a transcript of the gene hirip3, whose product is annotated as HIRA interacting protein 3. The coding region runs from base 64 to 1311 and encodes 415 amino acids. The record is from RefSeq and is a predicted model, not a curated record. Lineage: Eukaryota; Metazoa; Chordata; Actinopteri; Cyprinodontiformes; Fundulidae. Gene Ontology annotation, cellular component: nucleus. The transcript is spliced from 8 exons.
UGUACUACGUCACUUCCGCCCACGUUCGAGAUUCCCGCCUCGCCGUCAAAAAGCCAGCUAGUAAUGAUGGCGUCAGAGAAGGAGAAAGGUAGUAUUCGGAGGUUUGUCAAAGGGCAACUCCGCGAUGGGCCAGACCUAAGCACGCUGACUUUAGGAAUAUUGAAAAAACGAUAUCUGGCUCAAGAAGGAUGUGAAUCGUUGACUUCUGAAGCAAAACAAUUCAUGAAGCAAGUGGUGGGAGAAGAACUGGCCAAAAUGCAGGAAAGCAAUGGCGGUGAAAGCGAGCCUGAAAUCAACAAACCAAAGCGGAAAAGGGAGAGAGAAAAAGAGGAGCUGGAAAGUGACGCUGAAACCAAAUCCGCAGCAAAGAAAUCACGAUCGGGACAUAAAGACUCGCCAUCAGAUUCAGAGGAUGAGCAGAACUCUGAAACAGGAAGUCAAAACAAAGAGCAAAUCAGCUCUCGGUCUGCAAGUGAAGAAGAAGAAGAAGAAUCAGAGCAUGAAAAAAGCAAAAAAACUGGACAGCGUGUCACAAGUGAUGAGUCUUCAGAUGAAGAGGUUGAGUCAGAAAAUGGUCGGAAUGAGAAUCUAACUCCCAAGGAAAAAGUGAAAAAGAAGGCCAAGAAGAGAGAGAUAAGAAGCGUCGAUUCAGGUGGAAGAAACACAACGACAAAGAGCGAUAAGGAGAGUGGGAGUGAUGCAGAGCGUUCGUCAGAGAAAAUUGAUUCCUCUGCUGAUGACAAAGAAAAUGGGAAGAAGGGAAACGACUCUGACUCUGAUUCAUCAUCAUCACUGCCUUCUGUGGACGACGAGAAGAAAAGGAGCCCGGCUGAAGCAAAAGAUAAGAAGCAAAAGAAAACAAAGACUGGAGGCUCCAAGGAUGAAGAAAAGUCAGUCGUGCGGCUCAAACGCUACAUCGCCCUGUGUGGCGUGUGGAAGAAUUACAAGAAGCUGCUAGACGGCUGCCGCUCCACUCGCUCCAAAGUGGCUGUUCUGAAGCAGGAGCUUAAAAACCUCGGUGUCAAUGGUCACCCCUCUAUUGAGAAAUGUAAAAAGAUUCGAUUGAAGAGGGAAGAAGCUCAGGAACUGGCUGAACUUGACGUCAACAACAUCAUCACCACUGAAGGCCGGCCUAAACGCAGAGGAACCUCAGCCAAUCAGAUACGUAAGGACCCUCCAUCUUCUUAUCAGCGCACUCUAAACUCUGAUUCUGACAGCCAUCAGGAAAGUGAUCCUCACAAAGGACGCAAAAAGAUGUCGGAGUGGGCCAACCUGCAUGGGAUCAUCAGUGAUGAUGCAGACACCAACUGAACACAGACUGUUGCACUUUUAUGAUGUUUAUUGUUGACUUUUACAUUUUUGAUUGUAAAAUCAUUCAUUGUAAUUUAAUUUGAUAGUGACUUGUUUUAAGUGUUCCUGUUAAAAUAAAAUUUAUAUUAUAACCUUUUUGACAGAUCUUUUUUUUUAUUAUUAUUUAGGCCAGUGGAGUACAUUUUGUCUGCCAGUGAACAUUUUAAAAUGUUUGACACAGAGGGUGAGAGGAAGAUAAAACAAUCGCUGUAAAUAAUUUACAUUUUGUUUGCAAAUCGAUUCUUUUUCACUGCGUUUAACCAUCACAUGGUUGCUUUUAUUACCAGAACUUAAAUAAACUCAAACAGGAA